Choloepus didactylus (southern two-toed sloth) is the source of this 1481-nucleotide messenger RNA. RefSeq names its product protein DBF4 homolog A-like. NCBI's taxonomy places the organism in Eukaryota, Metazoa, Chordata, Mammalia, Pilosa, Megalonychidae. Gene Ontology annotation, molecular function: nucleic acid binding; zinc ion binding. The record is from RefSeq and is a predicted model, not a curated record.
UUGAAUAAAAGAAAAAAGAAUUGCAUUUACUCAAGAAAUCAAGCACUUCUGUAAGAGAUGUGGCAAAAAGAGCUGGUACACAGAAAACAAGAACAGGUAGACUGAAAAAGCCUUUUGUAAAGGUGGAAGAUAUGAGUCAACUAUAUAGGCCAUUUUAUCUUCAGUUGACCAACAUGCCUUUUAUAAAUUAUUCUAUUCAGAAGCCCUGUAGUCCAUUUGAUGCGGAUAAACCAUCUUUCAUCCAAAAGCAAACUCAGGUUAAACUAAGAAUCCAAACAGAUGGUGAUAAAUAUGGUGGAACCCCAGUUCAACUCCAUUUGAAAGAGAAGAAAAAAAAAGGAUAUUGUGAAUGUUGCUUGCAGAAAUAUGAAGAUCUCGAAACUCAUCUUCUAAGUGAGCAGCACAGAAACUUUGCACAGAGUAACCAGUAUCAAGUUGUUGAUAAUAUUGUAUCUAAGUUAGUUUUUGAUUUUGUGGAAUAUGAAAGGGACACGCCUAAAAAGAAAAGAAUAAAAUACAGUGUUAGCUCCCUUUCUCCUGUUACUGCAAAGACUAAACCAAGAGAACACCUAGAACUGCAAUAUGUUUCUCAGAAGGACUUCAGGGAGAAUAAAGCUGGGCAGAUGAUCAAGCAAAAUUUCCUGUGUAAAGAAAUCCAGGAACCUGAACAGAAAUUUACGUUUAUUUCAGAACCUAUCUCCUGCCCUUCAAGUGAACUGAGAAGACUUGAUAAGAAAAAGACUAACAAAUAUUCCAUGUUAAAUCCAACUGAAAAUGACACAAACCAGAAUUUGCAGCUACCUUCCCGUAAAAAUAAACAAGGAUGCAUUCUUGAUGUUUCUGAACAUAAAUGCAUUAUAAAUGAAAGUUAUUUAGAAGAACUAAGGGUGGAUGAUUGUCCAUGUGGGCUACAGGCAUCUAUACACUUUUGUAAUUUCAAUAAGAAUAAUAGUGCAUCUCAACUGAAACAAAAGUCAUACUGUGCUUUUCCAGCAAAGGAUCUGAAGGAAAAGGACCUUAAUUCAACAUUUGGUCGUGAUUCUGGUCUCCUAGCAAUACAUAGUUCACAAGAGCACCUAACGAUUCAGGCAAACACUCCAUCCCAUAACCCUCUCGUUGAACCAAAUGAUUGUGAUACCAAGAAUGUGGAAUGUUUACCUUCUGGUAAAAUCCAUCGAAAAGUGAAAAUAUUAUUUGGAAGAAAUAAAAAAGAAAAUCUGGAACCAAAUGUGGAAUCAAAAAAGAAAAGAAAUGAGUUUCUUACUACACAAGAAGAAAACAGAAUUUGUAGUUCACCAGUACAGUCUUUACUGGACUUAUUCAGACUAGUGAAGAAAAAUCAGAAUUAUUUGGGCUUCAAGAGCUAUUCUGAAAACAGUGGCAUGUGUGAUGCUAUAGAUAUUGGGGGAGAAGAAAAUUCAAAUGAUCUGUUGUCAAUGUUUUUUUCUUCUCCUUCUACUUCUACAUUUGCUGGCUUUUAG